Erythranthe guttata (spotted monkey flower) is the source of this 1218-nucleotide messenger RNA. RefSeq names its product mitogen-activated protein kinase kinase kinase 20. The record is from RefSeq and is a predicted model, not a curated record. NCBI's taxonomy places the organism in Eukaryota, Viridiplantae, Streptophyta, Magnoliopsida, Lamiales, Phrymaceae. Gene Ontology annotation, biological process: protein phosphorylation; signal transduction. Gene Ontology annotation, molecular function: protein kinase activity; ATP binding.
AAAAAGGGUUCUGAAAAAAUCUGUUUUUAUUUUUUUAUUUUUUGGAUUUAAUUUUGAAAUAUGGAUUGGGUUCGAGGCGAGAAACUGGGUCACGGUAGUUUCGCGACGGUGAGUUUGGCGGCGCCGACAAACCAGAGUUCUGGUUUACCUCCGUUAAUGGCGGCGAAGUCGUGUGGUUUUUCUCACUCUUCAUCUCUCGCGAACGAAAAAUUAAUACUGGAUGAUCUCCAAAACUGCCCGGAGAUCAUCCGGUGUUUCGGAGAGAGAAUUUCUUACGAGAACGGCGAGCAAUUGUACAAUAUCCUGCUGGAAUACGCCUCCGGCGGUUCCCUGGCGGACAAGCUCAAGAGCUCCGGCGGUUCACGGUUGCCGGAAUCCGAAGUCCGGCGGUACACUAAAGCUCUGCUCAGAGGGGUGAACUACAUUCACGAAGUUGGAUACGUCCACUGCGAUAUCAAGCUUCAGAACAUUCUCUUGGGCGAAAACGGCGCCGUAAAAAUAGCGGAUUUCGGGUUGGCGAAGCGGGUCUUCGGAGGAGGGGAAUAUUCCGGCUGCGAAUUGAGGGGCACGCCGAUGUACAUGUCGCCGGAGAUGGUCGCCGGAGGCGAUCAGGGCCCCGCGGUGGAUAUUUGGGCGGUGGGUUGUGCGGUGGUGGAGAUGUUAUCCGGCGCUCCGGCGUGGCGGUGCUCCGACGUGGCGAGUUUGCUGAUGAAGAUCGGCGUCGGCGGAGAAGUGCCGGAGAUUCCCGGAGAUUUAUCGGACGAAGGAAAAGAUUUUCUCGGGAGAUGUUUUAUUAAAGAUCCACUUAAAAGAUGGACGGCUGAGAUGCUCUUAGAUCAUCCAUUCAUCGACGGUCAGGAUUUCGUGAUUUCGGCGGUGAAGGAGAACACAACCUCUCCAAGGAGCCCAUUUGAUUUCUCGGAUUGGGUGUCAUCUGUUGGAUGUUCAAUUACCUCUUUGCCCCCGCCGGAAUAUUCCGCCGGAUCUGUUUCGCCGGCGGAGAGGCUGCGGCAGCUAGUUAGCUAUCAAAGCCCUGAUUGGUCUGUUUCGGUUGAUUGGGUCACCGUUAGGUGAAGGAAGUAAUACUUUGGUCAAUUUUGAUCACUAGAGAAACUUUUUUUUUUUAAUUUUAAUUUAGGGAUUGAAAUUUGUUAGACCCAUAAUGUAGACUGUACAUAUGAAGAAGAAAAAGAUGAAUCUAUUGACAAUUAUUUCCAU